Radiomyces spectabilis is the source of this 1818-nucleotide messenger RNA. Its product is annotated as NOL1/NOP2/sun family-domain-containing protein. Bases 1 to 1818 code for a protein of 605 amino acids. Gene Ontology annotation, cellular component: nucleolus. The transcript has 4 exons. Gene Ontology annotation, biological process: rRNA base methylation; maturation of LSU-rRNA. Gene Ontology annotation, molecular function: RNA binding; rRNA (cytosine-C5-)-methyltransferase activity. Lineage: Eukaryota; Fungi; Mucoromycota; Mucoromycetes; Mucorales; Radiomycetaceae. The record is from RefSeq and is a predicted model, not a curated record.
AUGGGACGUCGUGCGAGAAAUAAACAAGGCCCUCCUGCUCCUCUCGAUGGACCCAAGAAGUUUGACAAAAAGCAAAACAGAAAGAAGGGAAAGAAUACUGAUGUCAAGAGAAAGCGACAAGCUUCGGACGAGGAACCGAUCUCGAAAAAGGUAAAGGCCGAUGCUGCCGUUACCAAGCAAUCGGUAGCCCAAUCCAAGUCUGCAGUCAAGCAAGUCAAUGGAUCCAAGAAGAAUGACAAAGCUCCCAAAGCUGCUCCCGCUUCUGAUCUGUGGGACGACAUGGAACCUGCUUCGGAUGACGACGACGAAGACGAAGAAGAUAUCUUGGCAGGUCUCGAAGAGGCCGGUGAAGAAGACGAUGACGAUGAAUUCGGUAUGGAACAGUUGGGCGAUGAAGACGAUGAGGACAACGACGACGAACGCAUCUUUCCCAAAUCUUCAACCGAUUUCCUCGGUUCUGAUUCCGAACAGGAAGAAGAGGACCAAGACGAAGCAGCCAUGGCCGAAGCUGAAUUGCAGGAUUCGAUGCAGACCAAUAUCUUGGAGGAAGGCGAACACUUCCAGCUUCCCGACGAGGAGGAUGAGGAACAAUUGGUGGCGGAUGUGACAGUUGUCAAUCAACGUAUCCAGGAGAUCGUGAACAUUCUGAACAACUUCAAAACCAUGCGUGAUCCCAGCAAGUCUCGUCAGGAUUACGUCGAUCGUUUGAUCAAAGAUAUCGCUCAUUAUUACGGUUACUCGCAUUUCUUGGCGGAAAAGCUUUUCCAUCUAUUCCCUGUGUCCGAAGCCAUUGAAUUUUUCGAAUCCAACGAAGUCCCUCGACCCGUGACCAUUCGUACCAACACAUUAAGAACCCGCCGUCGUGAUCUUGCCCAAGCACUGAUCAACCGUGGCGUAAAUCUUGACCCCAUUGGUAAAUGGAGCAAGGUCGGUUUGCAAAUUUUUGAUUCUCAAGUCCCCAUCGGUGCUACCCCGGAAUACCUCGCUGGUCACUACAUGCUUCAAGCGGCUUCCUCGUUCUUGCCCGUUAUGGCCCUCGCACCCCAACCUAAUGAACGUGUGUUGGAUAUGGCCUCGGCUCCCGGUGGUAAAACAACCUAUAUUGCGGCACUUCAGAAGAACACCGGUACGGUGUUUGCCAAUGAUGCAAGCAAAGAUCGUUUGAAGAGUUUAAUAGCCAAUAUCCAUCGUAUGGGUGUGAAGAAUGCGGUGGUCUGCAACUACGAUGGUCGUGAAUUCCCCAAGGUGAUUGGUGGUUUCGAUCGCGUAUUGUUGGAUGCUCCCUGUUCCGGUACUGGUGUCAUUUCCAAGGAUCCUAGUGCUAAAUUAAACAAGACUGAAAAAGAUUUCAUCGAUAUUCCAUUCCUUCAAAAACAACUGAUUUUGAGUGCCAUUGAUUCCGUGGAUGCCAAGUCCGAAACGGGUGGUUACAUUGUCUAUUCUACGUGUUCGGUGGCUGUGGAGGAAAACGAAGCAGUUGUCAACUACGCUUUAAGUAAACGUAACAAUGUGAAAUUGGUGUCUACCGGUCUCGAUUUUGGUCGCGAAGGCUUUGUAUCAUACCGUGGAAAGAACUUCCAUCCCAGCGUCAAGUUAACUCGACGAUUCUAUCCUCAUGUGCACAACAUGGACGGUUUCUAUGUUGCUAAAUUCAAGAAAUUCAGCAACAAGUUUGACGAUAAGAAGGGCAAGGAUGACGCCUCAUCAGAUCAAGCAGAUGAUGGUAUGGAAGUCGAAGCACUAGAAGAAGAAUGGACCGGAUUCAAUGAUGAAGAAGAUCAGAAACUCAUUGAAGGUAAUUUUACAAAUUGCAUUUAA